GCCCCGACAAAUUGAAUUUUUUGUUGGAGUUUUUUUAAGCGGAAAAUUGGAAACUUCUGGUGUUCUUAAACAUCAAAAAAAAUUCGGAAAUUAUCUAAGUCAUGAUAAAUCAAGAGUGCUCAAAAAGUAAUAAAUUAAAAUUGUCACUUUCUCCUAUUCAUGGUUGGGGAGUUUUUGCUGAGAAACCUUUUAGAACGAAUGAAAUCGUUAUUGAAUAUGUUGGAGAGUUAAUUAGUUCAAAAGAAGCUGACGUGAGGGAAAAGAUAAAUCGGUCUGGUGGUAUGGAAGAAACUUAUCUUUUUAGUAUCGGGAAUGGAAAGGUGAUUGAUGCAACUUGUAAAGGAAACGUUUCAAAAUUUAUUAAUCACAGUUGCGAUCCGAAUUGUUACACCAAAGUGUAUGAGAAACACAAUCGAAUUGAAAUCAUUGCAAUGAAGCCAAUUAAAGUUUCCGAUGAGUUAACUUUCGACUACAAUUUUAAGAAGGAAAAAGAUAAAAUUCUUUGUCACUGUAAAUCCAAAUUGUGCAGAGGUUUCCUAAAUUAAACUUUCAAAUUGUAAAAUUUUAAUUUCAAACUUCAGUGAAAUUCUGUCAAAAUUGAAAAUUCUUGCAAUUUAAUUUAGAAUUCAUUAAAUUUAAGAAUUUCAUUUGCAAA
Clunio marinus is the source of this 655-nucleotide messenger RNA. The record is from the annotation of a GenBank genome assembly. Lineage: Eukaryota; Metazoa; Arthropoda; Insecta; Diptera; Chironomidae.